GAGCCUUGGGGCACCUGCUCGCCGACACAAGAUCAAAACCACUGAUUCCACCCGGCUUCCUGACCUCAGAUCGCCUCCUUGAUCACAAACUCAGGCUCUUUUGACAACCUCGAAGAUCCCCUGCCUCUCUUUACUUUCCCGACCAAAACUGAAGCUUGCGCGCUCCGAAAAGCUCGAGCUGUGCAGUCCCCCACCUCAUCCCGCAUUUUCACAUGCAGUUUGCUGCGGAAUAGAUCCAGCAUAUCCAACACGCAUGUCGACCGUUUCAACCGAAAACCCGACUUCUCCCAACGCCAUCCCAAUCCGCUACAGCUCCGCAGGCGUCUCCAAUGGCCUUCACCAACAGCCCUCAAAAUCCGUCCUCAAGCCUCUCCCAGAGGAUUCUUGGAUUUCGUCGAAACACCAUUCAAUGCCACCAUCAAUGAAUGCGGCCCCCGUCCUCUCCGACCAUACGAACAGCCUCAAACGCAGACAUUCAAAGAAGCGGUCUGCCCCUGAGAAUUUGAUAUCCAAGAGACCGGGAGAAUGGUCGCCGCAGAAAGAGCAGAUAAUCUUGGGGCCUUAUGACUACCUGUUCGCCCACCCUGGCAAGGAUAUCCGCUCAGCCUUGAUCAAGGCGUUCGACGUCUUUCUACAUGUCCCACCAAAAUCCUUGGAAAUCAUUACAAAAGUCGUGGGGAUGUUACAUACAUCCUCGCUCCUGAUCGACGAUGUGCAGGACAACAGCGUGUUGCGAAGAGGAAUCCCUGUGGCACACAACAUCUUCGGGACAGCCCAGACCAUCAACAGCGCCAAUUAUGUCUAUUUUCUCGCCCUACAAGAGCUUCUGCACCUGGAAAACAAAGACGAGGCAAUGGAAAUAUUUACCACGGAACUGCUCAACCUUCAUCGCGGCCAAGGGAUGGAUUUGUACUGGCGCGACACGCUGACUUGCCCCACAGAGGACGAUUACCUGGAGAUGGUGCAGAACAAGACCGGAGGCUUGUUUCGUCUCGCCGUCAAAAUCAUGCAGGCCGAGUCUCCGGAAAAGGGUCGCAUCGAUUGUGUCCCUCUUGUCAACCUGAUGGGCUUGGUUUUCCAGAUAUGCGACGACUACUUGAACCUUUCCUCCAGCACCUACACCAAGAACAAGGGCCUCUGUGAAGACCUCACAGAAGGCAAAUUCUCCUUCCCCAUCAUCCACUCGAUCAGGAGCAACCCUUCAAACCUACAACUCAUCAAUAUCCUCAAACAGAAAACAACUGACGAGGAAGUCAAGCGAUACGCAGUGAAGUACAUGGAGAGCACAGGCAGCUUUGAAUAUACCAAGAGGGUGGUGCGUGAAUUGAGGCUGAAGGCUGUGAACCUGGUCACGGAAAUGGAUGGCGGCUCCGGAAGGGGGGACGAAGUGAAGCUGAUUCUAGAUAAGAUUGCGGAACCAGCACUUAAUGAACCGGUUCAGAGCUCAUAGGGAGAGCGAACAUUUUGGAAGGGGGCAUUCAACAGGCCAGAGUGAGUGAUGAUGGUGUACAUUAUUCGUGUAUAAUACCUUGCGAGGUGGUGUAACUGGGCGCCUUGACGGGAAUUGGUUGGCGACUCAUAUUCGUUACCAUCUCGGAAUCCGAGAUAUUACUCGUACAACUCUCGAAGUGCCUCUUUAGACGGUAAAUUCCUUAAGUAUCAGGCCCUGGCGGUAUUAUUAUAGCAGAG
Molecule: messenger RNA, 1689 nt
Organism: Cladophialophora immunda
Lineage: Eukaryota; Fungi; Ascomycota; Eurotiomycetes; Chaetothyriales; Herpotrichiellaceae
Exons: 1
Coding region: 254-1450 (398 amino acids)
Biological process (GO): isoprenoid biosynthetic process
Molecular function (GO): prenyltransferase activity
Source: RefSeq, a predicted model, not a curated record